Molecule: messenger RNA, 1543 nt
Organism: Aureobasidium subglaciale EXF-2481
Lineage: Eukaryota; Fungi; Ascomycota; Dothideomycetes; Dothideales; Saccotheciaceae
Exons: 1
Coding region: 122-1339 (405 amino acids)
Source: RefSeq, a predicted model, not a curated record
GAGUUUGCGCUGAUAUGUGGAUGACUCUGAUUGGCGAGACCAAUUUCAACGAGUGACCCCUCUUUUGACUACCUACGAGCAAAGAUAUACCUCCGACCUUCAGCAUCGUCUAGCUGGAUAAAUGUCAACAUUUCCGACCAUCCAAUACUACUACGACAUCAUGGACGUACAAAACAAAACCCCCACCGUCUCACAACGGCAUCUCAUGAUGGACACGCCGAACCCACAAGAUGCUGUAGCAAAUCAGGAAUCAAAUCGCCUCACCCGCCUCUCCUCAUGGUGGGCCACUCCACCUCCCUCGGACGAAACACCUCUAUCCUUCAGCCUUUCCCUCCUACCCCCAGAGCUACGUCUACAGAUAUACACCCACCUCGGCACCCUUAGUGAGUCACGCGCAAAACGCUGUCUAGGCGUUUUCGUCACACAUACACCUGCCAGUGAACUUCAGAGGCUUUUCUGCAAACGCCAUGGCUUGACAAACACAAAAAUUUUGGCCUCGACAUGGCAUUUUGAGUAUCUGGAGCAUGUCUUUCGAGUCUGGAGUUUUGAGCCCAGGGGUAAAGAUUGUUAUCUCAAGGAUGCGGUGUUUGCAGACUAUGCACGGGAUUGGCCAGAAGAUAUAGGAUUGCUGAGGAAAACGAUGCGGAAACGUGUUUUUAAGUUUCCAAACGCGAUGCAGAAAUGGGUGGGUCUUGCAAAGGAGUAUGGAGUUGAUGAUGGGAUUGCGCCUGUGGGGGUUAGAUUGUUCAUUCCGAGCAAGGGGAUGGGGAGGGCUGAGGAGUGGGGUCUACGUAUCAAGGCUUGUCUCCAGACGCUGGUGCUACUUGCGAGGAGGUUGAGGGAAGGCAGAGUCAGAUUGGUCCUCAGCUUCUUAGAGGGAGAGACUUGUUGUUGGUUCCAUGAGCAUAAACCUGGGAAGUAUGGGAAACCUCAGAGGAGCGGACAUCAACGCAGUACCACGGAUAUUGCCAUUGUCAUCGGGAAAGAACGUCGGGGUGGCGAGCAGCGGGAGAUGUUCCUGAAGCGGAGUGUAUUGUCUUUGAAAGAGACAGAAGGCUUUGGCGACAAGGACUCUGACGAGCGACUGCAAUGGCAAGCAAACGCUACUGCCAUCAUCGAAGAACUCCUGGCAUGGAUUGACGAGGUGCAAUCAUCCUCCACAGGUGAUCUCGAGCUUGCGAACCUACCCGACGACAUUCUAGAAGACCACCUCUUCCCUCCGAGAGUAAAGCGAAGAGUUCUUGCUGGCUUGAUGGCCAUAGCUUUCGUACUCGCAGGCCUUUUGUGUGUCUGCUAUACUAAGGUAAUCUGUCGUCUUGUGGCUCUUGUGUCUGUGUAGUGGACAGUGUCUGGCGGACGUUUGCUUUUCGAGUAGUAUAUACCUCGGCGACACAAGCCUAGAGAUUAUUGCGUCUCCAGGUAACCACGAGAGUGACAGUGUUUCGGAUCGGGAUCGUGGUAAGAUGUGAAUGCUAAACUAGCUGAAGCAGAAUUGCACUAGAAAUACCACAAUAUACCGAAUUAUCACCUCGAUGAAGCUUCA